Pseudophryne corroboree (corroboree frog) is the source of this 507-nucleotide messenger RNA. RefSeq names its product diazepam binding inhibitor, acyl-CoA binding protein (gene DBI). Gene Ontology annotation, molecular function: fatty-acyl-CoA binding. The transcript has 4 exons. The coding region runs from base 119 to 385 and encodes 88 amino acids. Gene Ontology annotation, biological process: fatty acid metabolic process. NCBI's taxonomy places the organism in Eukaryota, Metazoa, Chordata, Amphibia, Anura, Myobatrachidae. The record is from RefSeq and is a predicted model, not a curated record.
GGGUGUAGUCUUAUAUAGGGCUUUCAGUCUCACGAUUCCAUUUCCUUCUCCAUCCAUGUGCUUAUUGUGAAUCAGGCCUCCAGUAUACCCCUGUCAUUGGAGUCAUCGCUGCGGCACCAUGAGUGAGGCUGAUUUUGAAAAGGCUGCAGAGGAGGUGAAGAAGCUGAAGUCCACUCCCACCGACCAGGAGAUGCUGGAAACUUAUGCCUUGUACAAGCAGGCCACUGUUGGGGACGUAAACACAGCGAGACCCGGCAUGUUGGACUUCAAGGGAAAAGCCAAGUGGGAUGCUUGGGAAGCUAAGAAAGGCACCUCCCAGGAAGACGCAAGAGCCUGUUACAUCAAGCAUGUGGAGGAACUGAAGGGGAAAUAUGGAACGGAUUAGAGGGUCCCAGGAAGAGCUGCGUCCGUCCUGAACAACUGUCGGUCUGGAACGGUUUUCAGAGUGAAGCGAUCUAAUCCUCGUUCAGUCUGCUCGUAUUAUGAAUAAACCUGCAGUGUUUCUUA